Messenger RNA from Trichomonas vaginalis G3, 2916 nucleotides. Its product is annotated as cytosolic regulator pianissimo family. NCBI's taxonomy places the organism in Eukaryota, Parabasalia, Trichomonadida, Trichomonadidae. Gene Ontology annotation, biological process: TORC2 signaling; cytoskeleton organization. Bases 1 to 2916 code for a protein of 971 amino acids. Gene Ontology annotation, cellular component: TORC2 complex. The transcript has a single exon. Gene Ontology annotation, molecular function: actin binding. The record is from RefSeq and is a predicted model, not a curated record.
AUGGAAUUAGAUCUUCCCGCCAUUCUGCGGUCAGCGUAUGACCUCAAACUUCCUGCGGCAGAUCUAUCAGAUGUACUUACGGCACUUGUCGAAGAUUCUGAAAAUUUUUCACUUCCUGAAGGCGAAUUAGAUUAUGUAGCAGCAUUAUUGCACAAUUUUUACAGCUUAAACUCUCUUGCAAUUAAAGCAGACGUAUUAAAAAUAUUUUUAUCAAUAGAAAUGUCUCGAUCUGACUUAAUUGUUGAAAAAUAUCACGUUGACAUAAUUAUUGCAGAAUCAAUUGCACGACCAAGGCCUGAUCCUCCACCAAAAGUUGAUACAGAGAAAGCAGCAGCAUUUUCAUACAUAUAUUACUUACUAAAUUAUCAUAAUCUUAUACCGCGUACGGUAUUAACAGCUAUCAUUUCUUUGGUGCAGCAACCGGAUAAGUUCUAUGAGUCGCUUGCGAUUGCUUACCUUUGCGAUGCAAUUCUCUCAAUAGACAUGACUGACACAUUUCCAGAAAUUUUUCCAUUGAUUAUCAACUACAUUCAGGAAAAACAAUCCCCAGCAGUAUGUAGUCUUAUAACUUACGGUCUAGAGAACAGAUUUUCAGUGAUUUCCGAUCCAAAUACAUUAAGAGCUUUAAUUACACCAUAUGCCUACAUCGUUGACAAUAACUUCCCUCCCCAUGCUGCUGAUUCACUAUUAGCGAUCCUCCGUACAUGGCCUGGCUUAUUAAUUUUCGGAAUUAGAAACAAAGGAAUUAAAGAAUUGAUACAAUGCUUUGAACACUCACCUCCACGUGUUUCUAGUAUUAUAUCUAGUCUAAUUAAACCAUGUAUCCAAGCUCCAUCCCUCAUUUCCGGUUUUUGUGGAACAUUAAUUUACAUAAUUCAAAAUUCAGAACUUCCAAACAUUAUCCAUCUAUACACACAAACACAUAAUGAUGUGAAACGCUUAGGAAACAAUCUAAGAAUGAUUUUGAAAAAUGAUUUCGCAACGAAUGGCAAAUUUGCGAUUGCAAGAGCUUAUGAUUACUCGAACUCGACCACAUUUGCAGAGGAUAUUGCUUCUAUUGUCCCCGUUGUUGUUUCUCAGAAUCCAAAUGUCUGGGACUGGCAAUUGAUUAAGAAUUUCCUUACUUAUGUUAUCCCUUAUUCCUCAAACGAGACACUGAAUGUUCCCAAACAGUUUUAUACCAAUAUUUUGGAGUAUUUCGGAUCAAACUUCCUCACAUUAACUCAUCAGAAAGUUUUAACCGUUGCUCCAGUUAUGAUGUCUCUCAUUCGGUACCUCAUCAAGUUCCAAUGGGGAACAGAUAUCCUUGACCAAGACAAAACGUUCACAAGGAUCAUUCGAGCGGCAUUAUUGAAAGUCGCCUCGCCAAAGGCCAUCGAAUUCAUUUCUCCAAUAUGGAGCAUCAUAGAUAUGUUCGCUUUCUUACUCUCUAAUAAGAGCGGAGUUGGAAUUUUAAGUCGAUCCGGAUAUCUUGAUGAAAUUCUUGCAUUCGGGAACGAUCUCUCACAUCAAUACAAUUUCGAAAUGUUCUGCAGUAAGAUAACAUUUACCGAUGAAGCAAGUCUUACAAUUCCUGUUUUUUCGAAUAUUCUUCUGAAAGCUUCACGUCAAUUUCAUCAAAUCGCGCUCAAUAUUCUCAAAAAGAAGCGUGAACAGACUGAGGAUUAUGCAACCAAUGUCUUCCAAAAACUAAUUAUUCCAUAUGCUUUUACAUUAAAUCAGCUUGGUCAAGAAGAUAAACUUGCAGACGUUAUUCAUUUCAUAUGUGAUAUCGUUUCCGCGGACAAAACUGCGCUUUCUUUCUGUGCAAAUACGGAAGGAUUACAUCCGAUCUUUUCUAAGCGUUUCAGAUCACUUUACCCAUACAUUUUGUCACAUGAAAAUGCUCUAAAGUACCUCAAUCUCGAAGAAGAGAUAGAAUGGUGGAUCGGAGAAGGGAAAUCAUUUGUUGAAAGUUAUGAUGCAGCGUACGACUUUGCCUUUUCUGGCAAAGAAUAUACAUAUCCUGUACAUCUUUUUGGUGAGCUUGCGCAAACAAGAAAAGGUUGCGGAGCAAUUUCCGGAUUUAUUGAGAAAGUUUUUAACCAAAUUUUAUCAGAGGAUAUCGUAGAAAUACGCUCAGCAAUACUGGCAAUCGGAUACUUUGCUUCUUCUCCUUACGCGAACGCUUACAUUUCAUCGUCAAAUAUCGUUAAGCGUUUAAUAGAAUCGAUCUUGCCAACACCAUCACCAAUCCUUCUUGGAACACUCAUUGCAUCACUUUCCAUGUUCCAACGUACACAAGAUUUCAUUACAACCCUCGAAAGUCUGAAUUGGAAAGUUUUUUACUUUUCAAACCAAAGUUGCGUCAUUCCAAACGACUUUGAUGAAGUCCUUGUCCUAGAUUCACCCGUGAAAAAGAACAUUCAACAUGUUCCAAACAUUCCUGGAAAAGAGAAGAUCUGUAAUCUCAUCAAAGGUCUCUCGAACACAGUUGUUGGACAGGAUACAAUAGAUUUGAUCCAAGAAUACGAACCGAAAUCAGAUUUCAAGACGCCAAAUGUUCACGUAUUUGUCGGAAAAGUUCUCGGUGAAUAUGCAUUUUCUAUCGAUAGAAGAGAAAUCGUUGAGAAGAUAGUUUCGGGAUCAUCGUUAAUGGAACUCCCAGCAAAUAGGAUCAGUGCCAAAAGACUUGCAAUGGGUGCAGCAAUUGCGGCAUCAUGCAAAGUUACAUUCACUGCAAUAUCGCAGUAUAAAGUGCCUAAUAUUCCUCACGCGCAAAUUUCAAAGAAAGCCCCGCAACUACUGUAUCCUGAGGUUUACUUAAGCGAUGAUGACUUCCAGAAUGUGCUGGGAACAAGUAGAACAAGCUUUUACUUCAUGCCAGCAGCUCAGCAAACGAAGUUAAGACAAAAGAUAUUUGAUUCACCACCAUAA